GAGAGAAGUAAAAUCCUUCUUCUUCGUUCAAACACUACAUGCAUGCUCCAGCAAAAACAAUGGCAGCGACCGCCGUUAACAGAGAUGAAUCUGACUACGACAGCAGCUCCUCCUCCAUAACGGUACCCGACUCCAGCUGUAGUUUCAUGAGCAACCUCAGUUUCGGUAGUCGCCGUAGUUCCAUCUCUCUUUGCUCCUCAACCGCCGAAAACUCUCUUUGCUCCUCCAGAAAGCCGCACAAGGCCAACCAAGCCGCGUGGGAAGCCAUGAAAAUCCUCAGAAGAGCGCAAGGUCGAGUCGGUCUAGACCAUUUCAGGCUCCUGCGCCGGCUCGGCAGCGGUGACUUGGGGAAUGUUUAUCUUUGCCAGUUAAGGAACCCUGUGGUGGGGCUGCCGCAGUGCUUUUACGCCAUGAAAGUAGUGGAUAAAGAAGCACUCGCCGUAAGGAAUAAGUUACACAGAGCUGACAUGGAGAAGGCGAUUUUAACCAUGCUCGAUCAUCCUUUUGUUCCAACUCUUUACGCAGAGUUUGAGGCCUCUCAUUACUCUUGCUUAGUCAUGGAGUACUGUCCCGGCGGAGACUUGUACGCCGCUCGCCAACGACAACCGGGGAAGAGCUUCAACAUUUCAUCGGCCAAGUUUUAUGCGGCUGAGACUCUCUUGGCUCUAGAGUAUUUACACAUGAUGGGCAUAGUUUACAGAGACUUAAAGCCAGAAAAUGUGCUGGUUAGACAAGAUGGGCACGUCAUGCUUUCGGAUUUCGAUCUGUCUCUCAAAUGCGAGGUCGUGCCGAAGCUCCUGAAGCCAAAGUUCAGCCUGGAAGCCAUUGACAAGUAUGAAAAACACUGCAAAAUUCCAUCUUGUGCCUCACCAAUGCAGCCAGUGCUAUCUUGUUUCUCAGCGUCAACCAGGAAGAAGAAAGUUACAAUCACGACAAUCACAGAACAAGUCGAAGGCACUCAAGAAGACAGUUUGGAACUAGUAGCUGAACCCAUCAACGCUCGGUCAAAAUCCUUCGUGGGGACUCAUGAAUACUUAGCGCCAGAGGUGAUCUCCGGGCAGGGCCAUGGCAGCGCCGUGGACUGGUGGACCUUCGGGGUGUUCUUGUACGAGAUGAUCUUCGGGACAACACCUUUCAAAGGCGAAAACAACGAGAAAACACUCAUAAACAUUCUUAAAAAGCCAUUAACGUUCCCAAGAAUUGGCGUUAGUUGCAGUAAAGAAUUCGAAGAAAUGGUCAAAGUACAAAAUCUUAUAAGCGGGCUUCUGGUGAAGAAUCCCAAGAAGAGAAUUGGAAGCUUAAAGGGUUCUGCAGAAAUCAAGAGGCAUGAGUUCUUCAAGGGUGUUAAUUGGGCAUUAAUCAGAUCGAUUAAACCUCCAGAGGUUCCUAAUGACCACCAUCUUUGCAAGAUUAGAAACACUUUACCAAAGUUAAGCAAGAGAGAGAGAGAUGCACCUUAUCAGAUACCCCAUCAUUUUGACUACUUCUAACUGGAAAAUGUAAAUAAAAUAUUAAAUGAAAGUUUGUUUAUUAUUAUUA
Molecule: messenger RNA, 1539 nt
Organism: Mangifera indica (mango)
Lineage: Eukaryota; Viridiplantae; Streptophyta; Magnoliopsida; Sapindales; Anacardiaceae
Product: protein kinase PINOID 2-like
Exons: 2
Coding region: 39-1490 (483 amino acids)
Biological process (GO): protein phosphorylation
Cellular component (GO): cytoplasm; plasma membrane; nucleus
Molecular function (GO): protein serine/threonine kinase activity; ATP binding
Source: RefSeq, a predicted model, not a curated record